This is a messenger RNA of Culex pipiens pallens (northern house mosquito), 1366 nucleotides long. Its product is annotated as vesicle transport protein SEC20-like. Gene Ontology annotation, cellular component: endoplasmic reticulum; SNARE complex. Gene Ontology annotation, biological process: retrograde vesicle-mediated transport, Golgi to endoplasmic reticulum. Gene Ontology annotation, molecular function: SNAP receptor activity. The transcript has 3 exons. The record is from RefSeq and is a predicted model, not a curated record. NCBI's taxonomy places the organism in Eukaryota, Metazoa, Arthropoda, Insecta, Diptera, Culicidae. Bases 216 to 929 code for a protein of 237 amino acids.
AACGCUGGCCGAGGUUCCUUCGCGAGAACGUAAACAAAAACACCUGCAGCUCCUCACACACAGAGAGCCACAAAAUCGGUGAUGUGUCAUUGUAUCGGCCACAACGGUGGAAAAUAGAUUUUUUCGCUUCGCCAACCCCUUUCCGCAGGCCGAUGUGAAAAGCGGUCGGAUUUUCCGUGUUUUUCCGUGUGGACACUUGCGCCAGUGAUACCGUGAUGGAGUCCCACAAGUACACGCUGUCCUCGAUCCGGCAGGACAUUGUCGACAACAAUCUGCACGUCAAAGCCAUCAUACAGGACAUUCUCGCGUUCCGCGGAUCCAUUGCGGAACUGGACACGCUAAACGAGGCCGGCCGAGGGAAGCUGGCCGCGCUCAGGAAGUGCAUCGAACGGCUUGACGACUGGGCCCGGGACGAGGGCGAUCCGAACGUGUACAAGGAGGUGGACCAGCACCGGGAGCAGUUUUCCAAAACCCUUCAAGCAUUCCGCAAGGCCAACAUAUCAACCAUGCUCGAGAUCGAAAAGCAGCAAAAGGACGAACUGUUUGCGCUCAGCCCGGACAGCGAACUGCGCCAGCGACAUCCCGGCGGUGGCUCCUCGUCGACCUCCUCCGGCGGCGCCACCAAAUCGAACCGCUCGACGCUGCUCUCGCAGCAGGAAAGCGUCACCGACCGGAUGCGGUCGAUAUCGCAGCAGCUGUCGGAAACCACCCAGAAGAGUGCGGCCACGCUCGACACGCUCAUCACGUCCAGCACGGCCGUCGAGGGCACGCGGGACGAGCUGCUCAACACGGCCGGCACUAUCUCGCAGUCCGGCAAGCUGCUGAAAAAGUACGGCCGGCGCGAAUGCACCGACAAAAUUCUGCUCUUUUUCGCGUUUGCGUUCUUUCUGGCUUGCGUGUUCUACAUCGUGCAGAAGCGACUGUUUUAAGACAACUAUUGUUCUGUUAACUGUAGGUGUGUGUUGUGAAAUGUUUGUUUUGUACCGUUAGCAAACUCCGCAUUUCUCCAAGUAUUUUUGUGUUUUAUUGAGGCAACAAAAAAGACAAACCAUCCGGUUGAUUAUUCCCUUAAAAAACUCUAUAAUUCACAAACACGCAAAAAGGAAGGAAGAACGCAAAUCUGUAAAUGUUUGAACUCUGUAACUUUGCGAACAAGUUAGAAUAACAACAUCCUACACACUAUGGUAUGUGGUAUGACGAGUCGUUUGUGAUGUCAGAGAAGCCUGGCUCAUUACGUCUAGGAUCCGUUUUUUAAUGUGAAAGUAUAUAAAUAUUACCUACUACAUACAUGCAUUUACUAUCUUAGCUACGUACACAACUAAACAAAACUAUUUAUUAUGGAGCAAAUAAAUGGAUCUUCAAAUUA